Dendroctonus ponderosae (mountain pine beetle) is the source of this 1382-nucleotide messenger RNA. Its product is annotated as aminomethyltransferase, mitochondrial. Gene Ontology annotation, molecular function: protein binding; aminomethyltransferase activity. NCBI's taxonomy places the organism in Eukaryota, Metazoa, Arthropoda, Insecta, Coleoptera, Curculionidae. The record is from RefSeq and is a predicted model, not a curated record. Gene Ontology annotation, cellular component: mitochondrion. The transcript has 6 exons. The coding region runs from base 149 to 1369 and encodes 406 amino acids. Gene Ontology annotation, biological process: glycine catabolic process.
UGCUAAGCUCAGAAAAUGCUUUUGCACGGUAGCCCCAGGUUUGAAUUUUUAAGGCAUUUGUCGACUGGGCCUGGUACUUUUCAAGUUGCCUAAUAAUUACUGUUGAAAUCCUUAACAUGUGGCGCAAGUUUAUCAAUGUCUCAGAAAGAUGUUUGUUCUUCGCCGCGUUUUGUCGUUUGGUUGCAAACACCCAAAACGACUCUAUUCGAGCCAUCAAGGGGAAGUCACUUCCUUGUACGAGUUUCACGUUAGAAACGGCGGAAAAAUUGUGAAUUUCGGCGGGUUUUUGCUGCCAGUCCAGUACAGCGAUCAAUCCAUUGUAAAUUCGCAUUUAUUCACCAGAAAAAGUGCCAGUAUUUUCGAUGUUUCCCAUAUGCUUCAAACGGAAAUCCGAGGCCCCAAUUGUGUGGAAUUUUUCGAGUCACUCUGUACAGCCGAUAUACGGGGCCUGGCCGAUAACAGUGUCAGUUUAACAGUGUUUACCAACGAUAAUGGAGGCAUAUUGGACGAUUUGAUCGUCACUAAGGUGAACGAGGAAUUUUUGUUUGUCGUUUCAAACGCCGCCAUGAAGCAGCAGGAUCAACAAAUUAUGAUUAAUGGAUUGGAAAAGUUCAGAAAGCGCCAGGGUUCUAAGGGCCAGGAACUUUCGAUCCAGUUCUUAGAGCCGCACGAUAGAGCGCUAAUAGCGCUCCAAGGGCCCAAAGCUGCAGCUUCUCUGCAGAAUCUGACUGAGGUGAAUCUGAAAAGUUUGUACUUUAUGAGCACAGCUGUUGGGAGUAUUUCUAACGUGCAGGAAUGCAGGAUUUCCAGAUGCGGCUACACCGGCGAAGAUGGCUUCGAACUGUCCAUUCCAGCGAACAACGCGGAAAAAGUCGUCCAAACCCUCCUAGAGAACGCUGACGUGAAACUUGCAGGAUUGGGAGCCAGAGAUUCUCUAAGACUAGAAGCCGGUUUGUGCCUGUAUGGAAGCGACAUCGACGCAAAAACCACCCCCAUUGAAGGCGCCCUCACUUGGCUGGUGGCCAAGCGGCGAAGACUGGAUACAAACUUUCCAGGGGCCUCAACAAUUCUCCGGCAAAUCCAAGCGGGCUCAAAAGUGAAGCGCGUUGGCCUGGCGGCUUCUUCAGGCCCUCCAGCCCGACAUGGCGCCCAAAUUCUCUCCACAGACGGAGGAGUUUUAGGAGAAAUCACCUCAGGAUGCCCGUCUCCCAGCCUGGGAUUCAACAUAGCGAUGGGCUACGUUUCGAGCGAGUUUAGCAAAGUUGGGACCAAGUUGGGACUCAAAAUUCGGGACAAGGUUUAUGAGGGCAUCGUCACUAAAAUGCCAUUUGUUAAGGCCAGUUACUACACUAAACCGAAAAUAAACUAGUUUAUUGCCGAAA